AUGUCUGGAAAUAAGAUCCGGAUCGGUAUCAUAGGUGGUGGUGCUUCGGGUGCCACCGCUUGUAAGGCAUGUCUGGAGGAGGGCUUUGAUGUCGUGGUGUUUGAGCGCUCGACAUAUACGGGAGGGUUGUGGCGAUACCACGACGAGGACGUGGAUGGUGUGGCCUCUGUGGCCAAGUCUACGAUCAUUAACUCCAGUAAAGAGAUGUCCGCCUUUUCCGACUUCCCGCCGCCCAAAGAUAAAGAGAUGUCCGCCUUUUCCGACUUCCCGCCGCCCAAAGAGUUCCCUAAUUAUAUGCAUAACUCCAAAAUGGUAAAAUACUUUGACUUAUACGGCGAUAAAUUUGGUUAUGAAAAGUACGUUAGGUUUCGACACGAUAUCAUAAAACUGGAGCCCAAUGGGGACUAUGAGAGCACCGGCAGGUGGAAGAUAACGGCUAAAGAUAACAACAACGCCGGCAAACUAACUGAACACGUGUUUGAUGGGGUAAUGGUGUGCACCGGACACCAUGUGACACCACAAGUUCCUACAUUUAAGGACCAGCAUCUGUUCAAAGGACAGGUAGUUCACACGCACUCUUACAAAAAGCCCGAUCCCUAUAGCGAUAAGAAAGUGGUGGUCGUAGGGAUCGGCAAUUCUGCUGGUGACGCCGCUGUUGAGUUGUCCACAGUCUCCGAGAAGGUAUAUUUAUCAACUCGCACGGGCACCUGGAUAACAUACAGAGUGGGCCACAAUGGAAAGCCGUCCGAUAGCACUUUCCUGAGACGUUCAAAAAAUGUCUUGCAAUCGCUCCUACCCUACGACACCGUGUGUUCAUUGGCAGAAAAGGAAGCCAACAAACGGAUAGACCACGAGGAAUACCAAUUGAAGCCCAAACACCGAUACCUAUCCCAACACGUGUUUGUCAACGACGCCCUCCCCAAUCGCAUACUGUCCGGCACUGUCAGUGUUAAGCCCGAUAUCGAUAGGUUUACACCCAAUGGAGUCAUAUUCAAAAGUGAAAGUCAAGAGACUCCGUGCGAUGUCGUACUACUGGCCACCGGCUAUAAAGUGUCGUUCCCUUUCAUAUCGCAAUCGCUAAUACCGGUCAGGAAUAAUCAGGUGGAGCUCUAUAAGUACAUGUUCUCACCCAAGUUGGCCCACCCCAAGACACUGGCCUUUAUAUCGCUGAUACAGCCGAUCGGCGCUAUACUACCCAUAGGGGAGAUGCAGUCGCGUUGGUUCGCACAACUGAUGGCCAAUAAACUGAAACUACCGGACAGGCAGACCAUGUCUGCGGAGAUCGAGACAAAGAAACAGUUAAUAAGACAACGAUAUUAUAAUAGCGACCGACAUACCAUUCAAGUCGAUUGGAUCAACUUUAUGGACGAGUUGGCAGCACAGGUAGGCGUUAAGCCGCCGCUACUCAAGUACUUUUUCACUGACCCGGAGCUGUGGCGGGCACUGGUGUUUGGACCCUCCGUCCCCUACCAGUACAGACUUGAAGGUCCCCAUUCGUGGUCGGGGGCCAGGGAUGCCAUACUGACGGUUGAGGACCGCAUUGGGGCGGCACUUAAGACCAGAGCACCGGACAGUCGUAAAUCCCGGGGCACUAAAAGUUUGCUGACAUUCACCCGAUUUGUUGGACUCAUAUUACUCGUAAUUUUUGCUUAUCUAUUGAAUUUAAUUUUCUGAAGUAAUUCAAUAUUUGAC
Molecule: messenger RNA, 1692 nt
Organism: Oppiella nova
Lineage: Eukaryota; Metazoa; Arthropoda; Arachnida; Sarcoptiformes; Oppiidae
Source: the annotation of a GenBank genome assembly